This is a messenger RNA of Colletotrichum navitas, 771 nucleotides long. RefSeq lists its product as uncharacterized. The transcript has 3 exons. Lineage: Eukaryota; Fungi; Ascomycota; Sordariomycetes; Glomerellales; Glomerellaceae. The record is from RefSeq and is a predicted model, not a curated record. The coding region runs from base 238 to 771 and encodes 177 amino acids.
CUAGUGCACCUAUCAGCGCGUAAUAGCCCCUGCCAUGUGGAGUACACCAGGUUGUCUGACUGAUUAUGCUGUUCCCGUCGCCAACCACGUAUCAGUGAUAGUCCAGGGGUAGAGAGACAAAUCAAACAUGUCAGAGGGGGGCAGUUGUGGACUUCUCUCGAGUGGCCACUCUCGAGUGAAGUUUUGUGCAGCUUAUGAAUUUUGUGCACGUCGAGCAAUCCGAUGCAGUAGGAUGAUAUGCUCGAGAAAUACGUCACAUCAAUGCUUCGCGGAGCUGGUCAUAGAUGGAUAACUAACUGUGUGCUGCUUUGUGCUUGUAACACUCACGCAUUCUUACACCACGAGACAUUGACGACUUCGUUGUUCACUUGCGCCAGUAGUUGUAGACUUCCAAGAAUCAGACUCAAUAGGAGGUGGGCAUUGUGGGGUGGUCGGCUACUCACUUCGGGUCAGGUCGAUAUGAGCACCACCGCUCGCCAACCACCCGUGCGUGGCUUUAUUUACUUUCACCUUUCGCCGCCGUUGCUGUGGAGACGGUCGUCAACAAUCGCGCCCCACCUUCGCGUCCCGGGACUCGAGGAGGAGGAAGACGGGAUGAAAGCACAACACGCGGGCGCGAACCACCCGCGCUCCUUCCUCCGAUGCCUCAACACGGUCCGCGAACCAGUCUCGCGCACCCUGAAGGCCUCCAAGGAGCGCUCGAGGCCCUACUUGGCCCAGAAAUCCCCCUCCGGCUUUCGCCAAACACAGAAGGCGAUCCCCUCGGCGUAG